CAUACUUUCAAUUUUUGUCCUUGAAAAAAAUAAACUUCUUCUUUUUGAAAAAAAGUGAUAAACUUCUUCUUUAACAAUACCUAUUUUUUUUCUCAACUUCUACAGAUAUGAAGAAAAUAUUAUAAGGAUAUUUUAGUAAUUUUAUUCUUUUCCUACCUCACAUUACCUAAUAAACAUCUAAACACAAUUUUUUUAACUCAUUAACUUACUUUACCUACCUUUACCUACCUAAUAAAACUUUCACCUGCCUCUAACCAAACAUAUCAUAAGAACUUUCUUCGAGUGGUGUCUAGUGUCUACUGCAAGUAUUUCAUCGGCUCAUGCCUGUCCUGCCUGUCGCCGCCGUCUACUUCCGAUUACAGGUUGAUACAUCAUUUUUGCUGGACAAGUGUGGUCUCGGGUUCAGUUUUGAAGAAUCGAAGUUAGAAACACGCCUUUAGGGAAAGACUGUGAAGCCACACAAGCUCUAACUUGUUCCUCUGUACUGAAUUGUCAUGGCUGCUUGCAGAGUUAGCCCCCUCCACAAUCCCAUUCUUAUGAUUCCAUUCACAUCUUCCACGCCAAAAUCCCAUUUACCCAUUCAUUCCCUUUCAUGCCAUCACAAUCCUGAACUUCCCAGGUUGAGGACUUCUCACAAACAUUGGAAAGCAAGAAAGAGUCGGUUUUCUAUAUCUUAUUGUUCUGUGGAAGAAGGCACUACAAGUUUCUCAGAAUCAGGGUCAUCUGAUUCUUCCACGGAAACAGACAUUGACUUGAAGCUUCCAAGGAGAAGUCUUUUGUCUACUUUCACCUGCAACGCCUGUGGCGCUCGAUCUCAAAGGUUCAUAAACCGUUUAGCCUAUGAAAGAGGACUCGUCUAUGUUCAGGCAAGUUGAGUGCGAAAACGAUCAUAUCAUCUCAAUUUCUAUAUCUCUUUGAUCCACCACAAUGCAUUAUCCAUUUUCGCCAGAAAUGUUUUCGUGACAGUGUUCAGGGUGCUCAAAGUAUCAUAAAUUGGCGGACAAUCUUGGUCUUGUGGUUGAAUACAACUUGAGAGAUGGAAAUGAUGGCGGGGAUUAUUAUUCAGAGGGAGACCAAUAUUUACAAUAUAAUGCGUCAAGAACAAGGUGAAAAAUGUUGAUAGAACUUGAAGGAAAGAUGGGAUUGGUGAAUGCAUCAUACUAUCUCCACUCGGAUCCUAUAUCAGUAUUUGGUGCCCUCCAUCUCCUAUGCAAUAUAUACAGUACAAUCACUUGUAUGAUGUUUCUCGUACAUCCGCUGUCAUUUAUGAGUAACUAAAUAUUCAUUUUCAAAUAAUUGAAUACUCAUUUU
Messenger RNA from Cuscuta campestris, 1311 nucleotides. Lineage: Eukaryota; Viridiplantae; Streptophyta; Magnoliopsida; Solanales; Convolvulaceae. The record is from the annotation of a GenBank genome assembly.